GCCCCUCCAUUGCACCCCCCACAGUCCCUACCUUUGCCUGCUCUCCCUGCAGCCCACACCCCAUCCCUCCCAGCUCCCCAUCCUCCAGCCCCAACCUCUCUCUGCUACCCAUAGUACCCCCAUUUCCUCCAUCUCCUGCAGCCCCCCACCGCACCUCGCAGGCCCCCCACCUCUAUCUGCUUCUCAGCUCCCCACCCUGUGGCCCCAACCUCUCCGUUUCCCACAGUGCCCUCAUUGCCCCCACCUCCCACUGUGGCCCUCUGCUCCAUCUCUCCCCACCCCUGCUCCCCACCCUGCAGCCUCCCCCACCCCACAGCACCCCAACUGCUUCCCAACCUUUCCGAGCCCCACCUUUCCUUGCUCCCACUUCCGUUCCCCAGCUUCUCCCUGCCAUUAACCUCCCCCCUCCUGCUGCCCCCUGUCCCUAUAGUGCCCAAUCUCUCCCUGCCCAUGACGUCCAGCCCCACCCCCCAGGUUCCAAUCCACCCCCUUAGUCAUUCUGAACCAUGAUGGCUGAUGAGCUGGAGGAGAGAGAUUUGCAGAAAUUCCUGAGAGAUGUGGAUGAAAUUGCCAAUUUGGUUCAAGGCUUGAACUCCACAGACCCAGCUGUCCAGGAAAAAGCUAUCUCUGAUACAGAGAAAAGACUUCAUAUCCAAGAGGUCAGAGAUGAUGGAGAAUGCAAGACCAAGUUGAACAGAACAGUUAUUAACUCACAAGAUGCGGCCACACGGGAUAUGGAGACAGUGAGACGAGACAGCUUCAUGGCAGCAUUGGAGAAAGAUGCAAAAGAACGAGCCAAAAGAAGGAAGAAAAAUGAACGUUUGGCGAAUGCCCUGAAAGAGAAGGGAAAUGAUGCAUUCAGUAACGGAGACUAUGCCACAGCUAUCCAGCUAUACACCGAAGGGCUGGAGAAACUGAAGGAUAUGCAGGUGCUGUACACGAACAGAGCACAGGCUCACAUGAAGUUGCAGGAGUACAAGAAAGUAAUCAAUGAUUGUGAAUGGGCUUUAAAGUGCAACGAAAAAUGUAUUAAAGCCUAUUUCCACAUGGGAAAAGCUCAUCUGGCCCUGAAGGACUACAAUGAGUCCAGGAAGUCCUAUCAGAAGAUCUUAGAAAUUGAUCCCCAAAAGGAAAGUCUAUUUAAAGACUGCAUGAAUGAAGUUGACUUACAGGAAAGAAAAGAAAAAGAGGAAGAGAAAGCUCUGGAGGAAUUUCAGUCUGGAAAGUAUACUGCUGUAUCUGUGAAAGAGCUGCUCCAGAAGCUCAAUAGACCUGACCAGAAUAUCCUUUAUUAUGCAGGCGGGAUUAGAGUUUUGACUGAAUCAAUAAAAGAUUGCACUGAACAAACUUUAUUUAGAACAAACAAUGGAUUCAGUAUAAUCAGCGACAAUAAGGUCAUAAGACGGGGCCUCUCUGUAGCAAAGGAAAACACUGCUGAAGCGGAAUUGUCCAUUUCUCUUCUCAUCCUCUGGCAAGCAGUCUGUGCUGGGAAUGAGGAGAAUCAGCGAUUGUUGUUAACUCACCCUGAUGUGAAUGUGCAGCUUCCCAUGCUGCUCUCAUCUGACGUGCCUGAGAUCCAGAAGCAGAGCUUGGCAUUGCUGUCUCUGUACUCUCAGACCGAGAAUGGAAGAAGUCUGCUGGUCAGGCACCAGAACCUAACCAAGUGGCUGCAGAUGCUGAUUGCAUUCGUCAGUGUUAUGGAUGACAGGGCUAGCUGUGCCAUGAACCUGCUAUCUAACCUAAUCAAGGAGGAAAAGUUCAAAAUCCAGUGUCGUAUCAAACUUUCUACAAGUGUUUUGCCUCUGUUCGCACAGUUGUUGAAAACCGUCAAACAGGUGAACCAGCCAGCCCUCACCCAGUGCAUUGGCAUCAUGGGAGAUCUGUGUGCUGAUGUAGUCAUCCGACUACAGAUGGCUGAAAACCAGGAAUGCUGGCAGGCCUGUUUAAAGCUUGUGGAUGAGUGUUGCUCCACUGGCAACUCAGCAGGAUACCAGGAAUGUUUGUUCACAGUGCUGGGCCUGAUGAUGAACUUAUCCCUGGAAUCAAAUUUGGUCAUUCAGGAGCAUGCUGUGGAUGUUAGCAGGAGAUGUUUGUCUCUGCUUGGCAGUAAAGAUGGAAGGAUUGUGACGAGAGCCAUUGGGCUGCUAAGUCACAUCUUGCCAGCGAGCUCCAUGGCAGUAGAAGAGGCAGUGACAGGAGGUGUGGUGAAGAGAAUGCUUAGAUUCUUGAAGGCUGGUGGACCGACCACAUCCUGUUAUGCUAUAAAGACCCUUGCUGUCUGUACUCAAAGCAACAACCAGGCUCGAGAGGAGGUGGUGAAGUCAGAUAAAAAGUUUGAUGUGUUGCUGAAGCUCUUGGCCUCAGAGAACGAGAUGGUGGUGGGGAACGCUGCUUUUUGUCUCAGCAAAUGCUUCGAAGUACCUGGAGCUGCUUCGUCCCUGCUGAAUUCCAACAUUGUGAUGAUCUUAUUAAAACAUGCAGGUGGUGAAGCCAAGAAAACCUCAGUGCAAGAGAAUGCAGCAGUUGCUUUAGGAAAGCUCUGCGCUGCCGAGCCAAGGCAUAUUCUUCAACUGCGGGAGCUCAAUGGAAUGGCAAUCCUUAACUCGUCUAUGAAAUAUGUGCAAGGUCUUUGAAUUCCCCAAAUGUUUUUGGAUAUAGGUUGUUAAUACUGCAGUAUUCCGUUUGCUGUUGCUCAUUCCUUCUCUAAUAAAAAUUGUUCAAAGAGA
This is a messenger RNA of Mauremys reevesii (Reeves's turtle), 2726 nucleotides long. It is a transcript of the gene TTC12, whose product is annotated as tetratricopeptide repeat domain 12. Bases 507 to 2633 code for a protein of 708 amino acids. The record is from RefSeq and is a predicted model, not a curated record. Gene Ontology annotation, molecular function: protein binding. The transcript has 22 exons. Lineage: Eukaryota; Metazoa; Chordata; Testudines; Geoemydidae.